Quercus lobata is the source of this 1128-nucleotide messenger RNA. RefSeq names its product dynamin-related protein 1E-like. Gene Ontology annotation, cellular component: cytoplasm; microtubule; membrane. The record is from RefSeq and is a predicted model, not a curated record. The transcript has 11 exons. The coding region runs from base 1 to 1128 and encodes 375 amino acids. NCBI's taxonomy places the organism in Eukaryota, Viridiplantae, Streptophyta, Magnoliopsida, Fagales, Fagaceae. Gene Ontology annotation, molecular function: microtubule binding; GTP binding; GTPase activity.
AUGACGACGAUGGAGAGUUUGAUCGGACUGGUGAACCGGAUUCAGAGAGCCUGUACUGUGCUCGGUGACUAUGGCAGUGGAGGCAACCCUUUCCCUUCUCUCUGGGAAGCUCUUCCCACUGUUGCCGUCAUCGGUGGCCAGAGUUCUGGAAAAUCAUCGGUGUUGGAGAGUAUUGUAGGGCGUGACUUUCUUCCAAGAGGAUCAGGGAUCGUGAAGAGGCAGCCUUUGGUGUUGCAGCUUCACAAGACGGAUGAUGGAAUGCAGGAGUAUGCCGAGUUCCUUCACAUCCCGAGGAGGAAGUUCUCUGAUUUUGCCCUGGUUCGCAAGGAGAUUCAGGAUGAGAGUGAUAGAAUAACUGGGAAGACAAAAAUGAUUUCUCCUGUUCCUAUCCAUCUCAGUAUCUACUCUCCAAAUGUUGUCAACUUAACCCUGAUUGAUCUACCGGGUUUAACAAAAGUUGCUGUUGAGGGACAACCUGAAAGUAUUGUUGAAGAUAUUGAAAAUAUGGUCCGAACUUAUGUUGAGAAGCCUAAUUGUAUCAUACUCGCAAUAUCUCCAGCCAAUCAAGAUAUUGCGACAUCAGAUGCUAUCAAACUUGCUAGGGAAGUGGAUCCCACUGGUGAAAGGACAUUUGGUGUGUUGACGAAGUUGGAUUUGAUGGACAAAGGAACUAAUGCAUUGGAUGUUAUUGAAGGAAGAUCGUAUUGCUUGCAACAUCCUUGGGUUGGAAUUGUUAACCGUUCCCAGGCUGACAUCAAUAAAAAUGUUGACAUAAUAGUUGCAAGGCACAAGGAGCGGGAGUACUUUGCAACCAGUCCUGAAUAUGGGCAGUUAGCCAGUAAAAUGGGUUCAGAGUAUCUUGCAAAACUUCUCUCAAAGCACUUGGAGUCUGUAAUUAGGGCUCGGAUUCCAAGUAUAACAUCUUUGAUUAACAAAAGCAUCGAGGCACUUGAGUCGGUGAUGGAUCAUCUUGGUAGACCUAUUGCCGUUGAUGCUGGGGCUAAGCAGCUUGCACAAUCGUUGGAUGAAGACCCUGAAUUGAUGGAGGGGAGGCAACAAUGUGCAAAAAGGCUUGAAUUAUACCAGUCAGCCAGGGACGAGAUCAAUUCUAUAUCAUGGGCCUGUUGA